AUGGCUCCCACCGAAGACGCCAAGGCUGCGGCCGCCGAGCCGACGCCCGCCACUACCACUGCUCCGACUGAGGAGGUUACUGCUUCCCCCGCUACGACGCGCUCGCCUUCGGCUCGUAAGGCCAAGACGGCCGCCGCUGCCAAGAAGGACGAACCCGUCGCUAAGGAAGCCCCUAAGGCUAAGAAGCCGAAGGCCAAGAAGGCCCCGGCGGCUAAGAAUGCUGGCGAAAGCGGCCCUUCUUACUUUGACUUGAUUGUGGACGCCAUCAAGGAGCUUAAGGAGCGCAACGGCUCGUCCCGUCAGGCCAUCUCCAAGAUCGUGGAGAACAAGAAGGACAACUACGCUAGCCACCACCUGAACAAGGCUCUGCGUACAGCUGUUGAUGCCGGCAAGUUCAUUCAGAUCAAGGGCUCGUACAAGCUCUCGCCCGAGCUGCGCAAACCCGCUGCCUCCACGAAGAGGAGCCUCAAGGUGUCUGACAAGUCGGCCAAGACUGUCAAGAAGGUUGGUAGGGUGGCCAAGAAGUCGCCUACGGCGAAGAAGACGGCGGCCAAGAAGGUUGCUGCUAAGAAGGUGGCGGCCAAGAAGGCCCCGGCCAAGAAGACGACGGCUAAGAAGUCGCCUACCGCUAAGAAGGCUGCUGCCAAGAAGACGGUCACCAAGAAGGCGGCCCCGAAGAAGGCUGCGGCCAAGAAGUCGGCCCCUAAGAAGGCUACUGCCAAGACUACUAAGAAGACAGUCAAGAAGACGGCCAAGAAGUAAAGUGCCUCUCUGACUCA
Molecule: messenger RNA, 779 nt
Organism: Phytophthora infestans T30-4
Lineage: Eukaryota; Oomycota; Peronosporomycetes; Peronosporales; Peronosporaceae
Product: histone H1, putative
Exons: 1
Coding region: 1-762 (253 amino acids)
Biological process (GO): nucleosome assembly
Cellular component (GO): nucleosome
Molecular function (GO): DNA binding; structural constituent of chromatin
Source: RefSeq, a predicted model, not a curated record